AAUAUAAGCAGCUCCGGGCCUGAGACUGAGAACCCAGUGCCCGUGUCACCCACACCUGUCUGCACCAUCGCCAUCGCACCGCCACCCUCCUGCAGCUCUGCCUCUGGGAGGAGGGUCCUCUGGGGUCUGUCGGGCAGCUCUACAGAGAGGGGCGAGUUUCUCGCCCCCACUCCAUUCACCCCAUUCCCAGCCUCUUCUGGCCAGCAGGCUGACGGGGGCCUAUUUCUCCCCAGCACCUUCCCCUGAGAACCCAGUGCCCCUGCCCCCCACCCCCCUCAGUAUCCAGUGUCCCUAGGACAGACCCGCCGCUGUCACCGCUGCCACUCCGCCGUCCCGCCGCUGCCUCGGGGCCAGCAAGAUGCAGUUUGAGAUGCACGACAACGUGAAAGGCAAAGCCAUGUCCUACCCGGUGACCAGCCAGCCCCAGUGCGCCAGCACCUGCUACCAGACCCAGAUCAGCGACUGGCACACCGGCCUCACAGACUGCUGCAACGACAUGCCCCUGUGCCUGUGCGGCACCUUCGCGCCCCUGUGCCUCGCCUGCCGCAUCUCGGACGACUUCGGCGAGUGCUGCUGCGCGCCCUACCUGCCCGGAGGCCUGCACUCGCUGCGCACCGGCAUGCGGGAGCGCUACCGCAUCCAGGGCUCCAUCGGACACGACUGGGCGGCCCUCACCUUCUGUUUGCCCUGCAGCCUCUGUCAGAUGGCGAGGGAACUGAAGAUCCGAGAAUAAAGAAGUGUCUUUCCCCCCCCCGCCCCCCUCCGUCCCCUCUGGUCUGCUGGCCUCCGCUGCCCCCUCCUGGGAGGGCCUGCCCUCCGCCCUAUCCUGACACCAGAAAUACACCCACAAUAAAAACCUGAAAACCAA
This is a messenger RNA of Pipistrellus kuhlii (Kuhl's pipistrelle), 868 nucleotides long. It is a transcript of the gene CNFN, whose product is annotated as cornifelin. The coding region runs from base 359 to 733 and encodes 124 amino acids. Lineage: Eukaryota; Metazoa; Chordata; Mammalia; Chiroptera; Vespertilionidae. The record is from RefSeq and is a predicted model, not a curated record. Gene Ontology annotation, cellular component: cornified envelope. The transcript has 5 exons.